AUGACCAACCGUUUUACCCAGGACCUCUUGGCCAAAAGAGCGGGGAGAGCAUGCUUAUCCUGCCGGUCGCGAAAGAUCCGCUGCAACGUCGAAGAACAGGGUCAACCGUGUAGCAACUGUCUCAAUGACGAGGCCAAUUGUCAGAUUGCGAAGAGUAAGCGCGGCAAGAAGCCCCGUCGGCGUUUGAAAAUGAACCCAAAAUGUCCCAAAGCAAAACACGAUACGACUCAAAGUGUUGGACGUAUCAAUUCAAAUGUUGAUGGCUCGAGAGGCAUUGUACCGUUGUGUCGAGUCCCCCCUACGCAUACCACGGGAUGGCUCGAUGAUUGUGUGGAAUUGGAGACGUUUUCCCAAUGUCAGGACGAAGGGUUGACAAAUUCCCUGAAAUCAGGCACAGCUCCAAAACGUUCUGCUGCAGAACUCGACCAACGAUUCCUCCAUCGGGAACUGACUUAUGUGUCUCUAAUCGAACAGGAGGCAGUCCACCAUGUGACGACUGCCGACCCGACUCCACCAAGUCUGAUUUCCCCUUCUCAGACUUCUCCUUCAGCAGAUUCCUUCAGGACGAAUCACGAAAGCCUUCCAGAUUUUAUCAAACCACUUUCCCAGAGCCUCACCCCGGAAGAUGUCGACUAUCUCCGCCUGAAAGGCGCCCUGGACAUACCCUCGGCGAGUUUUUUGAAUGCUCUGCUCGAUUCCUACAUUCAAUAUGUUUACCCAUAUAUGCCCACUACAGACCUGUCCAGCAUCUGCGGGAUUGUGACCGGCAAGAGUGUAAGUAUCAGCAUCUUACUAUUACAGGCCAUCACGUUUGCGGCUGUCGCCUUUGUCGAUGCGGACGAAAUUCAUAGAGCGGGUUUCAAUUCACGACGGUCCUGUCGAAAGGCAUUCUACGAUAAGACUCGACUGCUCUACGACCUCGACGUAGAAUUUGACAAACUCGCCAUCAUCCAAGCCACGCUUUUGAUGGCAUAUUGGAAUGAGACUCCUGGUGAUAACAAGGGAGCAUGGCACUGGAUGGGUGUGGCCACGUCCCUUGCACAAACGCUAGGUAUGCAUAGGAAGACCGAGUACAAAGUUCAGUCCCACGAAUCCAAACUUCAUAAACGAAUAUGGUGGUCUUGCUACAUCCGAGAUCGAAUGUUGGCGAUUGCAAUGUGUCGACCACUGCGGAUCAAAGACGCAGAGUUCGAUACGCCGCCACUUACACUUGAAGAUUUCGAUAUCAUCGAUUUGUCCAAUGGACCGGGAUGCCUGGACACGGAUAGUCAAACUGCGCUGGCAGAGAUGUGCAUUAAAGCAACGGAAUUAUGUAAGCUGGUCGCGGGAGUGGUCGAGUUGCAUUUUUCUGUUCUUCCAAGCGAAGACUCAACUUCGACCGCCAAGGAGGAUAAUGGAACGAGGACGACAAUGCUUUGCCUGAAAAGCUUCUCACCAAACGAACAGCUGGUGCAGCGGUACGAUGAGCAACUACAAACCUGGUACCGGACUCUGCCGUCUUCAUGCGUCUAUGGAACAAAGGAUGGCCAGGGGGGUCUAAGCCCAUGUGUUAUUGUAAAUGCAGCGUCUUUACAGAUUGCCUUCUGGGCCGUGGUCUCAGCACUUCACCGCCCCCAACUUCGGGGCAGGAACAAAGCGGUUUCCAUUAGAAGAGUCGAGGAAGCAGCUAUCCAAGUGUCAAGGGUCGACCGAGAAAUGCACAAAAUACAUCUGGAUCAGUAUCUUCCUGCGACGGGAAUCCCCUUUCAAUUUCCCGCGUUCAUCACUCACACGAAACGCCUCGAGAACCAGAAGACUUAUGGUGUAACUGAGAUAUUGGAUUCUCUCUUUUUCUGUACCAAAGUGGUUGAAACGCUUCGAGAGUUGUUCGUAGGAGGCGAUGAUGGUAUCAAAUUUAUCACAUAUGUUGCCAAACGGGCGGAUAUUACCCUAUUAUUCGACCAAGACUCGAAACUUUGGGGACUCGAAUAUCGAGGCCUUCACUACAGCCCGGGGAGCCGUCAACUUAAUCUCGACUCAAAAACUUUUGGUACUGGAUUUGGAGACGUUUCGCCUCAUCGAAGUUCCUACGAAUCUGUUCUCGAAUCCGGUCAAGAGCGUCCCAAGACCGGAAAGAUUGUGAAUCAGAAUGAUUCGGAGUUGCUCUCGUUUGAUAACAUGGAUGCGAACUAUUGGAGCAGUCUCUCGGAUAUUCUAUCGGCCUGCGAUAUGGAUUUCGAACACUGUUUCGGAAUGCCGAUCAACUCGGAUUCCUUACAGGAUGUUGAAAUGGGGUGA
Rhinocladiella mackenziei CBS 650.93 is the source of this 2277-nucleotide messenger RNA. RefSeq lists its product as uncharacterized. The record is from RefSeq and is a predicted model, not a curated record. Gene Ontology annotation, biological process: DNA-templated transcription; regulation of DNA-templated transcription. The coding region runs from base 1 to 2277 and encodes 758 amino acids. The transcript is spliced from 3 exons. Gene Ontology annotation, molecular function: zinc ion binding; DNA binding; DNA-binding transcription factor activity, RNA polymerase II-specific. Lineage: Eukaryota; Fungi; Ascomycota; Eurotiomycetes; Chaetothyriales; Herpotrichiellaceae.